CUCUGCGGCUCCGCCCGCCGCUCUGCACUACCGCGUGGGUGGCGGCGCGCUGCUCUUUUUAGCAGCGCUAGUCCGGCUUCUUCUCUGUGCUUGACGCUGCUGGCGUGGACAAGUGGACAUGGCGAGCUCCGACUGUGAGGACCAUGCGGGCCAGGAGGGGGAGACGUUCCUGUACUUCGCCUACGGCAGCAAUCUCCUGACCGAGAGGAUCCACCUGCGAAACCCCUCGGCCGUGUUCUGCUGCGUGGCGCGCCUGCAGGACUUUAAGCUCGACUUCGGCAAUUUCCAAGGCAAAAUGAGUGAGAGGUGGCACGGAGGUAUAGCUACCAUUUUUCAAAGUCCUGGCGACGAAGUGUGGGGAGUGGUGUGGAGAAUGAACAAAAGCAAUAUAAGUUCCCUGGAUGAGCAAGAAGGAGUUAAAAGUGGAGUCUAUGUUGUAAUAGAAAUUAAAGUUUCAACUCAAGAAGGGAAGGAAAUAACCUGCCGAAGUUACCUGAUGACGAAUUACGAGAGCGCGCCCCCAUCACCACAGUAUAAGAAGGUUAUCUGCAUGGGUGCGAAAGAAAAUGGUUUGCCGCAGGAAUAUCAAGAGAAAUUAAAAGCGAUAGAACCAAAUGAGUAUAAAGGAAAGAUCUCCGACGAAAUGGAAGACAUCAUCAAAAAGGGAGAGUCAAAACUGUCAUAACAGACUCUGAAGCUAUGUGUGCUAGUAUGAAGUGCUUUUAACGUUUGCGAGCAGGAGUCUGGACCUUCUUGGUUUUGACCUUGAUUUUCAACAGUGCUGGGAAGGGCUUCUCACAGAGGUGAUUCUUUAUUUUCAACUGUAACAAAGAACUGGAAUGGGGAUGGGCUUAGACCAUUAAAGGGACCAGGGGAUCCUGUCAUGUGCAAGUGGU
Messenger RNA from Mus caroli (Ryukyu mouse), 896 nucleotides. RefSeq names its product gamma-glutamylcyclotransferase (gene Ggct). The record is from RefSeq and is a predicted model, not a curated record. Lineage: Eukaryota; Metazoa; Chordata; Mammalia; Rodentia; Muridae. Gene Ontology annotation, molecular function: gamma-glutamylcyclotransferase activity.